Molecule: messenger RNA, 1256 nt
Organism: Pseudonaja textilis
Lineage: Eukaryota; Metazoa; Chordata; Lepidosauria; Squamata; Elapidae
Gene: SCG5
Product: secretogranin V
Biological process (GO): neuropeptide signaling pathway; regulation of hormone secretion
Cellular component (GO): secretory granule
Molecular function (GO): enzyme regulator activity
Source: RefSeq, a predicted model, not a curated record
GAAAAGCUGUGACCACGGAGCUUCCCCCACCGCACGCGUUCAACCACUGCUGUUCCUUUGACGUCGCGCCUGAGCAAGCAAGCCGCACUAGGGCCUGAAGAGCGCACCCAUCGUGCUCACCGGAUCCAAGCGGUUACAAAAUAUAGAUGGGUAUCGCCAUGACUUCAACUUUACUCUGCAGCCUGUCCCUUCUGCUGGCCUGCAGGCUGGCUUUGACUUUCAGUCACAGUGCUAGGAGCCCAGACAGAGUUUCUGAAGCUGACAUCCAAAGACUUCUGCAUGGUGUGAUGGAACAGUUGGGCAUUGCAAGACCCAGAGUGGAAUAUCCAGCUCAUCAAGCAAUGAAUCUCAUAGGUCCACAAAAUAUUGAAGGUGGUGCCCAUGAAGGUUUGCAGCAUUUGGGUCCUUAUGGAAAUAUUCCAAACAUUGUUGCUGAGUUGACAGGUGAUAAUAUACCAAAGGAUUUCAGUGAAGAUCAAGGAUAUCCAGAUCCUCCAAACCCGUGCCCAAUUGGAAAAACAGUUGAUGAUGGAUGUCUUGAAAACACACCCGACACAGCAGAGUUCAGCAAAGACUACCAACUUCAUCAGCAUCUUUUUGAUCCAGAACAUGACUACCCGAACUUAAGCAAAUUGAAUAAGAAUUUACUCUUUGAGAAAAUGAAGGGUGAACCGAAAAGAAAGAAAAGGAAUGUAAAUCCAUAUCUUCAAGGACAAAGAUUGGACAACGUUGUGGCAAAGAAAUCUGUUCCACGUUUUUCAGAUGAAGAAAAAGACAGAGCAGAAACUGAAUGAAGAUUCAUGGAUGGCUCGAGUAUUAAUUAUAUAAAAAGUUAUUCAAAUAUUAGUAGCUGCAUGUUUAUUACCUAUAUAAAUCUUUCUGGAAACCAGUUUGAUUUAUAGUUACUUAUAAUAUUUCUUUUUCUGCAUCUACACCAAGGUGGUUCCUUUCAGAUGUGUUGGGCAAUGAUUCCCAGAAUUAUUGCGAUGCCAAUGGGAGGUAUAAUCUAGUAUAUCUGCUUUUAGAUUUGGGUGGCUGUCCCAGGUAUACAACUAUUCGAUUCUACUUCUUGUUAUAAUAACAUAAUCAUCAACAUAAUCAUGUCUUGCUUUGAAUCUGACUUUAAGCAUUAAUAAAUUUUAAUCAUUGUGAUUUAAACUGGUGUUAAGAAAUGAGUCUUUAAAGAGUUGGUAACAUUUAAAGAUUAUUCAGUUGUUGAAUAUUUUCACCUGAUAUAAAAGAUUGCUGUUUGGGAA